UAGGGAACCCUCUGACAGGCGGAGAGCGAGCUGCGAAUCCCAUUGUGUGCUAAUCGCCCUCCGCAGACCUGCCUCACCCUGCAGCGCAGGAACACACUCGGCACAGCGCAGGAACAGAAGCAGCACCAUGGCCGAAUUCCCAGCCAAAGUCAGCACCCAGACCAGCUCCCCGGACGCCUCCAGCGGGGGAGGCUUCUGCCCCAGACCGGACAUCACCUUCCUUAAGUCCAUCCCGGGGAUCCUCAUGAUGGUGGAGAUCCUCCUGGGUCUCCUGGUGUGGGCACUGAUUGCUGACACUCGCUACAGUUCGGCACCCGGUUACGGCUGGGUCAUGUUCGUGGCGAUCAUCUGCUGGGUGCUUACCAUCAUCCUGUUCAUCAUCAUUUUGCUGCAGCUGCAGAGGAGGAUCCCCAUCAUUCCCUGGCCCUUAACGGUGUUCAUCUACCACGCGGCGGCCACCGUCCUCUAUGUGACAGCAUUCAUCACCUGCGCAGCGUCAGUGAACAUAGGAUGGGUCACGAACAGUGAUUACAGCAGAAGAGGGGCAGCCUCGUUCUUCGCCUGCGUGGUGAUGAUCGCUUAUGGAGCAAACACCUUCUUUAGUUUCAUGGAAUGGAGGGGCACCGGUGGGAACGCAGCAUCCGCCCAGGCCUAAAGACUCCGCGCACACCUUGAUGUAUAUAGCUUUUUUUUCCACUGACUGUCAUCCCACCAGACAUGAACUUGGAAUAAGUCUCUGGGAUGUCCUGUCCACAGACCUGAGAGACCAUUGAAGGCGUUAUCAAUGUAAUAUAAGGGGAAGGGGGGUGUUAGGACCACACAGACCAUGGCCUGGAGCAGAUACAUUACAGAUCUAAUGCACGGAAUAAAUCCAGGCGGUCUUCUCAAUUAUCUACAACUCCCAGCAUCUGGCUGUCAGGAUAUGCUGAGAGCUGUCAUUCUGCAACAGCAAGAAAUCCACAGACUGGAAGUCACUAAUUCUCAAGAACCUACAAGGCCCCUUUACAUGGCGUCCUCCUACCUGCUCAAGCGGCCAUAUUUACAGCUCGUUCUAUCCGCUCGGAGGAUCCGUUACACAUUUUAGAGAAAACAAAUGAACGUAAACCUAGUCAUGACAAUACAGCCUGCGGUCUACGAGCUCUAUAUGCACUCUGGUUGAGUACCAGCUAUUGCCACCUGUUAUCAGCCGCUUCUGGCCAGGGAGAGGCUGAGCCUAGUGUUCCUCGUUGGAAAGAACAGCACAAUCCAGAGCAGGAAUCAGAAAAUUCCUACAAAUGCUUCGUCAAAUAAACCAGACCCGCAACUAACGGCAAAAUUACUAAAA
Molecule: messenger RNA, 1324 nt
Organism: Bufo gargarizans (Asiatic toad)
Lineage: Eukaryota; Metazoa; Chordata; Amphibia; Anura; Bufonidae
Gene: PLLP
Product: plasmolipin
Exons: 4
Coding region: 128-655 (175 amino acids)
Biological process (GO): myelination
Cellular component (GO): membrane
Molecular function (GO): structural constituent of myelin sheath
Source: RefSeq, a predicted model, not a curated record